Gastrolobium bilobum is the source of this 1039-nucleotide messenger RNA. Its product is annotated as ras-related protein Rab11E. The record is from RefSeq and is a predicted model, not a curated record. The transcript is spliced from 2 exons. The coding region runs from base 138 to 794 and encodes 218 amino acids. Lineage: Eukaryota; Viridiplantae; Streptophyta; Magnoliopsida; Fabales; Fabaceae. Gene Ontology annotation, cellular component: endosome. Gene Ontology annotation, molecular function: GTP binding; GTPase activity.
UUUAAACUAAAAGGUGCUGUUCACAGCACCACCACCAAAGCACAAACUAAGAUCCUUCUUCUCCCUUUCUCUGUCUCUUUGGUCACCAACUUUUUUGAACUUGUGAGAGACAAAGUUGUGAAGGAAGGGAUAGAAACAUGGCUGGGUACAAAGCUGAUGAUGAGUACGAUUACCUCUUCAAGCUGGUUCUGAUUGGUGAUUCUGGGGUGGGAAAAUCGAACUUGCUUUCAAGGUUCACGAGGAACGAGUUCAACUUGGAGUCCAAAUCCACCAUAGGGGUGGAGUUUGCAACAAAAAGUUUGAAUAUUGAUGGGAAAGUCAUCAAGGCUCAGAUUUGGGACACUGCUGGGCAGGAAAGGUACCGUGCUAUUACUAGUGCUUACUACCGAGGAGCUGUUGGUGCCUUGCUUGUGUAUGAUGUAACACGCAGUGCAACAUUUGAGACUACUAGUAGGUGGUUGAGGGAGUUAAGGGAUCACACAGACCCCAACAUUGUGGUCAUGCUUAUUGGAAAUAAAUCAGAUCUGCGACACCUUGUUGCUGUCUCAACAGAAGAUGGAAAAUCUUUUGCAGAGAGGGAGUCUCUCUACUUCAUGGAAACUUCUGCUUUGGAAGCAACCAAUGUUGAAAAUGCAUUCACUGAGGUUCUUACUCAGAUAUACCGCAUAGUGAGCAGAAGAGCAGUUGAAGCUGGUGAAAAUGCUAGUUCUUCAGCUGUCCCAUCUCAAGGACAGACAAUAAAUGUGAGAGAGGAUUCUUCAGUUUUGAAGAGAUUUGGAUGCUGCUCAAAUUAGAUGCUUUAUCUGUGGCAAGGUGGUUUUCAUAGAGCCUGUGUCAAUUUGUAAAUGGUUCACAUGUGAUUGGUGAUAUAAUUCUGUAGAAUAAGGCUAGUCUUACAUAUUGUUUGCAAAAUGUUUACAUGCUUCCAUAUGCAGGAUUUAUGUUUCUUAAAACAUUUAAAACAAGUCUUUUGUUUGCCUAAAUUCCAAAGACAUUUGAAACAAGUAUGGUGCAAAUGGGUUUACUUUUAUGUUUGAAU